This is a messenger RNA of Telopea speciosissima, 2115 nucleotides long. Its product is annotated as beta-glucuronosyltransferase GlcAT14A-like. The coding region runs from base 423 to 1628 and encodes 401 amino acids. The transcript is spliced from 4 exons. The record is from RefSeq and is a predicted model, not a curated record. Gene Ontology annotation, molecular function: glucuronosyltransferase activity. Lineage: Eukaryota; Viridiplantae; Streptophyta; Magnoliopsida; Proteales; Proteaceae. Gene Ontology annotation, cellular component: membrane.
AUAGUGGGAAAAAGGAGCGUGAUAUGUACAUACACAUCUAAAGCAAAUUCUGUGUAUAUCUGUAUCUGUUCCCCACAUCAACAAAAAGAAAGAAAGAAUCCAUCCAGCCAUUCCAAAACUCCUUUAAACUGCAAAACCCUAACCCUAACCCUGUCUAAUCUUCUCACCCCACACCAUUAUUGGAGGAAUCUCUGCUUUUGAGAUUCCUGCAAUUUGGAUUAGAAUUUCCUUUUCCUGGAUUUUCUGUAAAUGCAAUUCUCGUUUGAGGGAGAUUCACUUCCACGGCUACCCAGUAAGGUUUAAUAAGGAAAAAAAAGGAAAGGAUCGAGAGAUCUGGGAAAGCGCUAAUCUGGAACAUCAGCAGAUGCAAUUCUCUGUAACAGUGGCCCAAAUUCGAUGAACUUGCAGCAAAUUGGACAACGAUGGCAGCUGAGAAGAAAUGGCUCUUUACACUCUUCUCUGCCGCCUUCGUUUCCGUACUUCUCUUCCUCUCUGCAAUGUCCGGUUUCAGUGCAUCUUCGUCUUUCAACUCACAUAGGCCAUUCUCUUCUGCUGUUCGGUAUGGUGCUAAUUACCCUCCUGCUUUUGCUUAUUACAUCUCUGGAGGGAGAAGGCAUAAAGACCAGAUCUUCCGAUUAUUGCUUGCUGUUUAUCACCCUCGUAACCGCUAUCUUCUCCACCUUGAGCCUGAUGCUUCAAAUGAAGAACGGCAGAAGCUGGCGGAAGCGGUCCGUGCUAUUCCAGCUAUACGCGCUUUUGGGAACGUUGAUGUUAUAGGUAACCCGGAUCCUGUCACGUACAUGGGAUCGUCGAACAUUGCUGCCACGCUUCGUGCUGCUGCAAUUCUUUUGAGGGUUGAUAGCGGUUGGGAUUGGUUCAUCACUUUAAGUGCAAUGGAUUAUCCGCUUCUUACUCAGGAUGACUUGUCUCAUGUGUUCUCCACGGUGAGGAGGGAUCUCAAUUUCAUUGAUCACACCAGUGACCUUGGCUGGAAAGAGUACCAGAGGGUCCAACCAAUCGUAGUGGACCCAGGUAUUUACUUGGCUAGGAGGACUCAAAUCUUCAAAGCUACACAGAAGCGGCCAACACCUGAUGCUUUCAAAUUUUUUACAGGUUCUCCAUGGAUUAUUCUGAGCCGAGCCUUCCUAGAAUUCUGUGUUCUCGGUUGGGAUAAUCUUCCCCGAACUCUUCUUAUGUAUUUUACAAAUGUGAUUUUAUCCCAAGAAGGGUAUUUCCAUUCUGUAGUUUGCAAUUCACCAGAGUUCCAUAACACGACAGUGAACAGUGAUCUAAGAUACAUGAUCUGGGACAAUCCCCCCAGGAUGGAACCUCACUAUCUCAACGUUACAGAUUAUGAUUUAAUGGUGCAGAGUGGGGCUGCCUUCGCGAGACAGUUCCACAAAGAUGACCCAGUGCUGGACAUUGUUGAUGAUAAGAUCCUAAGGCGUGGAUCCAAUCGUGCUGCCGCAGGGGCAUGGUGCACUGGCAAGAGGCACUGGUGGAUGGAUCCAUGCUCAAGGUGGGGUGAUGUCAAUAUCGUGAAGCCCGGGCCACAAGUGGAGAGGUUCAGGGAGGUACUAACAGGCCUUAUUGAUGAUUGGAGCUCACAGUCGAGAUCAUGCAAGUGAUGCCAAACUAAGCAGAAAAUUGCUGCUGUGGAAACUCAUGCGAUGCAAACUGCCCCUGCACCCGGAAUCUCCUGAUGCAUUGACCAGUACAAGACUACCAUCGUCGGUUGAGGUAUAUUAGGAGAUUACAUGCAUUCCGAGUUUUGGGUGGUGGUGCUUCCAUUCCAUGGUACCUUUUACUUGUAAACAAGAGCCAAGCUAAGGUCUGGGGCCAUGGCUUUCUCAAAAUUUGAAAAUUUUUAUAUGUGGGCAAUAUAUAGGUUCCCAUUUACGGUUUAUCAGUAACAAUAAACUAUUGAUCCAUCUCCCCACCCCCCCUUCUCUUCUGUGGUAAACUAACUUACCAAUUAAUCAGAUUGGCCAGAACAUUAGCAAAUGAAUUGGCUUCUCUUUAACAGUGAUCAAAGCUGAGUUAGUCAAAUGGCAUGGCGGUAUCUGUGGCAUUCCAAUAUAAUGAUGGUAACUGGCAAUGUACCAAGUGGAAGCA